AUGCAGGCCCGCGACGAUCAGCGCCCGACGAGUGUCGUCUCCGUGGUCAGUUCACUUCAGAUGACCUUCGACUUCGAGCUACCACCAACCCCGACCGCCGCUCAGAACACCCCUCUCCCUCCUUCGCCAUUCUUACAGGAUUCAUUCGGGUCAAUUGACGAUGCGAGUCGGGUGGGCAAUAGUGGGAAUCAUGGGAGCAGGACGGACGGCGGAAGAGCUCGAGAAAAGUCCAAGUCGGUCGCAGGCACAUCUCCGAAUCUAAGCCUCCCGCCAGCAAUACCUCCGACGAUGCCGAGACCUCAGACAAGUUACAAUUCGCUUGGAUCGAGGAAAGAGGACAGCACAGGCAGCGGUGGGAACUCACGGCAGAUCACACCACAGCCCGCCUUCAACGCAAGACAACCCAGUCCAAGCCCUCAGAUGGAGUCGUCUUUGUUUCCGUCCAAGGCACCGACAAGUCCUCUUCCCUCGCUACCACGAUCUGUGACAGGUCCGGUUAUCAUGAGCCGGCAAUUCGUCGAUUCGCGCGACAAACCCUACAGUUCUCCCCCUCCUCCGCGACCCAUGAUGCAAACGAACCACAGUUCUCCGGGUCUGCUACCUCCCUCGUGGACAGAAGUUGCACAUCCGCCGAGUCCGACAAUAGCCGGUCCACGAAUAAGCCCCCGACCGAGCAUGAAGAGCCUGGCGAGCGGGCUUUCCAUCAAGAAGAAGCGGUCGACAACUCUUCUCCCUCCUGCAGCGCCAAUACCGUCCUCUCCUGCGAUGACAAUUGGAACGCCGUAUCAAGAGAAUGCGGCAACUUUUCCGUUGCCACAGCAUGUCAUGACACGACCGAAGACAGCCGGCGCAGCUACGACGAUUGCGGGUGUUACUGUUCCUACACACCACACGACACAAUCGAUUUCCAGACCACCUCUCAAACCGAAGAGAUCGUCGACGCCAAAGAUGGAACAGAAGGCUGCAAAGGAGAAGAACAGCGAGCCGAAGCCCGAAAGAGAGAAGAAGAACGAAUCGAAACGCAAGACGAGACUACUCAACCCGCUGAAUCUUCUACAACGAAGAAGAAGCGAACACCCUGACACCGUGAUCGACGAACAAGCCCAGCGUCAGGCCCUCGCACGGCAGAGAGAUGUCGUGGCUUCCGGCGUCAAUACACCUGGACCAAACUUUGACCCGCGAAUAAAAGGCAACAUGGUUCACGACUUCAGCGCGCCUCGUGGGAAACGGAACACUUUUGACGAAAUGGACAUGCCUGCAGCUUACCUCACCGCCCAAGUGUCACCCGAUGGCACACCUCUAUCUCCAGCGUUCCCACCACGAAGCUGCUCCCUGGUGAACCGCGGUCCAAUACGUGAAUCCGCCGAGAAGAAACCUCCCUACACACCAAGCUUCGUUGAACACCUUGACGAACAACCCGAGGCCUCCAAGCGAAUGAGUUCCAUCCAUGCCGAAAACCUCGAAAACAAGGAGUUCCUCCAACGGGUAUCCGCGCAGGAGGAUGCCAUCCGCUCCGCUUCGCAAGAAAGCGCUGUGCUCCCACCUUUCGCUCGGAGGAGUCAACAAGCUCCGGACCCACUGCAAGUCAGCUUGUACCACGAGGAUCAACCGCAAUCCAGCAGUCCACCUGCCAGCGCCACAGAUCGAAGAGAGAGCUCCUCGAGCCCGGCCAGCUCCCUGAGCGAAGUCAGUCCCGUCACUGCGCGGAGUAGUGUACAGAUAUUCAGUCCGAUUUCGCCCUCCAGCACGAGCAAGACGUCACGUCCGGUGUCGCAAUUUAGCGGCACGCAGGCGUCCGUUGAACAGAGGACGAGUUUGAAGAAGGCGCCGAGCAUGGAGAAGGCUGGCGGUGGGAAGAACUUGAAUGAGUCCACCACGAGCAGGCACUACUCUGUUGUGCUCGCUCCGCCUGCUAUCGAGACGAUUGAGGAGGGCAGCGUGGACGGAUCGCCCGUGGAGCCGCCCACUGAUCGCUUCGUCUCGAGGGAACCGCAGGUCAUUGCGAAUGGGUAUUCUUAUCGGCGGUCGGCUGGUCCAGAAACACUCCUUGCCCCAGCCGUUCCGCCUCCAACCCCGAACAACGCUAGCGCGGGAAGUGGGAAGACAUCCCCCACGGCAGUUCGCACAUCAGACACCUCCUCACUUCGAUCUUCAUCCUCCAAGCCUCUUGUCGAGAAACGCGCCUCUGCAGUUGGGCACUCGAAGCGGACAUCCCCUUCUACGCUCCCCAAGCACCAGAACAGCAAUGCUUCGCGCUUCUCCUUCCAGCUCGGAGAGGGGAGCGCGGCGCAAGAAUUGGCGUUGGAGGAGAAGCAUCGCAAGAUUGCUUCACGCGGCGAUCUUGCCCAGUCCACUACCGCUGCUGCUGCGAAGGUGUUGGACGACGAUGCCGAUGAUGAUGACUAUUUCGAUGAGGAUGCCAUGGAUGAUAUGGACGAGAUGGAGAUGCAAGACAAUAUGGGAGGUCUUGGGCUUGGUAUACAACCGGGAUUGGCAAUGAUGAGUUCGACUUCGUCCUUAGCGAUUGACACUACAGGUUCGCAGCAGCCAGUUGGCGCAGGGCCGGCCGGAUUCUACCUGCAGCCACGAAACCACGCUGCGAUGUACCCUACCUCGCCGGAGUCAGAGUCCGAGUCGGACGCUGAUGCUGAGGACUGCCAACCGCCCAGCCAUCAACCACAGACCAAGACCGUUGACAAAUCUUCGCAACCCACAUCCGCCACAAUACUCCCUCCUCAAGACAACCCCACCGCCGCCGCCGACGAUGCGGAAGGCUCAGUCUCAGACGCAUCAUCCCUCUACGACGAGUCCAACAUUCCCACCAUCACCGACGAGCGCGACGUCCCUUACGCCGACCAUCCCGCAUUCCGCGCACAUUCGGCUAUUUACGCUCGCAACUCAACACUUCCUCCUUUGGCGCCGUACAGCUCUCACGGCUCGAAUACGUAUUCUACCUACGGCGCGCCUGGUGCCGGUGCUCCGAGUAGCUACGCGGGGAGCUUUGCGGGUGAAUAUGGGGGAUACUGGCGCGAUAGUACCAUCGAUGGGUACCUGCGGGACUCGGUGUAUUAUGCGCCGCCUUUGGAGAGGAGUGCGGAGGAGAGGAGUCGCGUUGGGAGUAUGCUCGCUCCGCCGUCCGCCAUCGGGAGUGGCAUGAGGUUGAGCGUGCCUGGUCUGCCCGUUCCGGCCUCAACGCCGGUUCCGUCGCCUGGAAAGAAGGCCCAAAGGCCGCCGCUACCACAGAGAGACAGUGGUAACAGUGUACGGAAUCGGGUGGUUAGUGGGAUGACUUUUGAAUCGGGAAGUCGUGGCGUCACACCUCGCGAGGAGAAGGCUGAUGCAUUGAACAUUUCGACGCCGACACAGGACAACAAAGCAUCAUCGCCUCCGACAACAGUGAUCGGAACGCCAACACCUACGAAACCGGCCCGCCCACCGCCUCCUGCACCCGUCCAUGUUCAGAAUGCCAGAAAGGAGAAUGGCGAAACGGUGACUAGUCCGCAGCUAGACCCCACCACGCUCGCUGGACUGGAACGCCCCGCGCAAGGCGACCAGCGAGAGGACAUCACUCCGCUGAAGAGAGACAAGUCGUUCCGCAUCGAUGGACGACGGAACGGCUCUGUGGGAGGCAGCCUUCUCACCAGCCCGAUUGUCAGACCUGGCAGAGUGGGAGGCGUGACAGAAAGUGGCGACUUUGAAAGUUUCGUGCGAAAAGCUGGCGUUGCCUCACCGAUGCUCGCGACUUCACCGAAUAAUGCUACGGCUCCUCUUGGACUUGGUUUAUUCCAAGACUUCCACUUUUCGUCUUCAGACGGGGAUGAUUCUCCGGAUCUUCCUUCUCAGCGGUCCACACCUGCGCACACAUCCGCUGCUGCUCCGGCAUCCGCCUCUCUCCUUUCCGCUCCGAACGACCAUGCUAGGCCUCGACCGAUGCAGACGAACAGGAGUACCAUGUCGCAUUACUCCCGUCCCAGCGAUGCUUCUCAUUAUUCUCAGCAGGAAGAAAGGGGCGUUGCUCGUGCUUCUUCGCCCGUCCGAAGGCCGCCCUCCGCCACACCAGAUCAAAACGCUUUCCGAUUCCCCAGAGAGAGCGAGACAUUUGACCACCACAAACCUGCAGUCAACGACGAUGACGACAUGUACUUUGUCGACGAUGGCGAAUUUGCAAAGGACGUGGAUGCUACACCACUGCAGGGAGGAGGAGCAGGACAGUCCCACUCCACUUUUGACGAAAAUCUUCUCGACGACGAUGAGUACCUCGCAAGGCCGAAUGCAAAUCAUAUCGUACACGCUCCCGGUAAAGUGGGAAAACCGAGGAAUAGCAGUGGAUUCUACUCCACCACCACUGGUAGCGGUGAUCAUGGCCCGUACCCGACUUUCGCUCUGCCCUCAGGUGGACUCGGCGCUGCUGCUGCCCAGCAGGCGAAACGCCAUAGUCAGAUGAUGCUUGAAGACCUCGUGCUGUCCGACUUCGCCACCGAAAACACGCAGCAGGACGUAGAUGGUGGUUUCUUCCCCGUCGAUCCGAAGCUAAUUCCACAACGAAACCCGAGUGAAGAUGCGAAGAGGGGCACCAUUGGAAGCAACGGCAUGCCCCCUCUCGCGGUCGCUUUGGGCGCUGCUGGGAAGGGAGGCGAGACCGAGAGGGAGAUGCAGAAUGAUCUCAAUCGUUACUUUGAAGUGCUUGCCAAGGCGGUCAAUAGGGCGGAGAGGGAGGGACGGUUCGAUCGCAUUACUUCGAUGGAGUUUUCGAGAUCGGGUAUCGUCGAUGCUCUUGAAGAUAAUGAAGAUGAAGACGUUGGCGAGCUAGAGGAGGAGGAGAGGAAAGGGAGUGGAGAGCUACCAAUGAGGGAUGAGAGUUUGCAGAAGCACAAUGCCGGGAUAUUGGAGCAGAACCGCCAGCCUGCCGUCGGAUCCUCCCCACCUAAGCUCGGAUUCGACUUUGGUUUUGAAGAAAGGCCGAUGUCCUUCAUGCUUGGGCCCAAUGAUCCGACGAAGCCCCCGCCGAGCAGCACCUUUCCACCCUACGACUUCAAGAUCUUCCCUACCGACAACUCACCGACCUACCCAACCGACACCGCCGCCUUCCCUUCCUUCGACCCCACCUCCAACCCCUACUCCUUCGAAAACUCUUCCGCCGACGACGACUUCGACGACGACGACCUCAUCGCUGCUGCCAACGCCGAAGUCCUCGCUUCCGACGACUCCGGCUUUUACGGGCAGGAAUUCGCCUUUUACUCCCGUCCGCGCGCGAAUUCUAAAGAAGGAGAAGUCGCCUUUGAAAAUGGAGGGUACUUUGGCUACGACGGCGAUGAUGGACUGCAACGAAACAAGAGUUUGCGAGAACCGAAUUUGACGCCCAUCACCGAGAGGAGCGAAUUUUCUCAGCGGAGCUCGUUUGUUGGACACUUGCCUGGCGGGCCGGUGAGUGCGGGGGCGGGAAGUACUGGACUACUCGCGAGGAUGCCCGUGACGCCGUUGAUGGAGAGUGAAAUCUCAGGCGAAGAGCUACGGAGACUGCGGGCGCAAGCUUUCGCGAGGACGGGCAGUCGCAGUCUGAAAAGCGAAGGCAGCAAUCGCAGCAGUGCGCAAAGUCUGGAUCAGCACGGCGGCGCGUACUUCUUCCCUUCCGCGAUGCAUUCGAGAGGCACGUCCGGUUCCGAGUCGGAGAGUCCACAGGGUGGUGGGUUGUUGCCGAACUAUACUGCGGGCACGAUGCCGAUGUUGGGACAAGGCAUCGUGCUAGAAAGUCCGACUUCUCCGGUCCAAGGACAAGCACAGAGGAGGGCGAUCUUUGAUCCCUACGCCAACAACUCCACUGGACUCCCCGUCGACCUGGACGCUACGCCGCGCAAGGCCGGCACGCCGAGUACAUGGCUCGACCCGGUUACCGUUCGCAAAGCCAUGCCGAGGGACAUCAGCAAUAGCACUCUCAGUCCAUCUGCCAUGGCGCAGGGUGGGUCGCCGAAAACAAAGUCCUCGAAUUCGGGUGCAGGCGAACCGGGCUUCUCGUUCGGGUUUCCCGCCACCCCGACCUCGCCACACGAGCCAAAGAGUCCGAUCCAGAAGCAUGAACGCAAACCCUCGGACUCGGUGACGUAUGUGAGAGAAGAGAGUACGGAUGGGAGUGGGAAGCAGACGUGGGUAUUGGAACGGAGGCGGACGAGUGAGUUUGGGGUUGAAGGGGAAUUGGUCGCUCGGGAGGAGGUGAGAGGCGGGUGGAUUUGA
Molecule: messenger RNA, 6228 nt
Organism: Zymoseptoria tritici IPO323
Lineage: Eukaryota; Fungi; Ascomycota; Dothideomycetes; Mycosphaerellales; Mycosphaerellaceae
Exons: 1
Coding region: 1-6228 (2075 amino acids)
Source: RefSeq, a predicted model, not a curated record